Messenger RNA from Anarrhichthys ocellatus (wolf-eel), 1851 nucleotides. RefSeq names its product DDAH family member 2, ADMA-independent (gene ddah2). NCBI's taxonomy places the organism in Eukaryota, Metazoa, Chordata, Actinopteri, Perciformes, Anarhichadidae. The coding region runs from base 366 to 1238 and encodes 290 amino acids. The record is from RefSeq and is a predicted model, not a curated record. The transcript has 6 exons.
AGACAACGGGAGAAUAACGGGAACUGGCUGGAAAUUAAAUCGAACGAGAAAAACGCGGCGGAGCGUGAAAGCUGAAACAAUCAGGCUGGAAUCUUCUGCUUCCUCUUCCUGGAGGUGGGAAUAGCCGGUGGGAGUACUGGAAUGAAGGAAGAAGCAGAGAGACAGUGAUGAAGAUGCUCUCCACGUUCAAUUUACACUUUAGCUGGUGUUAGUUUUUGCAAGUUUAGACUGAAGAAGUUGAUAACACACAUCUUUUUAUUACCUCUUGCUUGUCUUCUGGCAGAGUCAACUUAUCGGCAUCUUGGCAGAACACCAAUACAACCACUUUUUACAGACAGACAGACAGUCAUCAGUUCGUUGGAAUCAUGGCAAACAUGUGCCCAUAUGGCCGCUUCACCCACGCCGUGGUGCGGGGCAUCCCGGAGACCUUUGGGAAAGCGGUGGAGGGCGGUCGUGAGAACGCGGAGACCUCGGUGGACCUGGCCAAAGCUCAGCGUCAGUUCGGUUGCCUGACCGGAGCCCUGAGACAGAAGGUGGGCCUGCAGCUGAUCGAGAUCCCCCCUGACCCCGAGCUGCCAGACAGCUGGAGGAUAGAGGAUGUGGCCGUCAUCCAGGGAGACACGGCGCUCAUCACCAGGCCCCUCAAACAGCAGAGACGCAGCGAGGUGGAGGCAGUGAGGAGGGUGGUGUCGGAGCUGAAUCUGACUGUGGUGGAGAUGAGGGCCGAGGAGGGGGACUCCGGAGGGGCCACGCUGGAGGGCAGCGACGUCCUCUUCACGGGAAGAGAGUUCUUUGUCGGCAUCUCCUCCCACACCAACCACAGAGGGGCGGAAGUACUGGCAGACACUUUCAGGGACUUUGCCGUAUCCACCGUCCCCGUCUGCGGUGGCGCCCGACUGAGAAACGUCUGCUCCAUGGGAGGUCCAGACACCAUCAUCAUCAGCAACAGUGACGGGGCCAAGAAGACGCUCCGGAUGAUGGAACAACUGACUGAUCACCACUAUGAAGUGCUCACUGUUCCAGAGGAAUCGGCAGCAAACUGCAUCUACAUCAAAGGUCCGUCUAAGCUGGACUUCCUGCUCCACCGGCCUGCAGAGGAAUGUCCCGACAGUGUCUCUGCUUUCCAGAAGCUACAGGACUACACCCUCCUGCCUACAGCCUGCAGCGAGGCAUCCAAACUGGGAGCGUCUCUGUCCUCGCUCUGCCUCCUCAUUAACAGAAAGCACACGUAUUUCUGAAAACAUUUCUGACCGUCGGUAUGCUUCACAGCGUUUACAUGUUCACGGUGGGGUGAAAUAAACACUUCACAGUGUACUAUUCUGAUCUAUUUAUUUCUUGGGGAAAACACAUCUGCUAACCUCAAACUUUAACAUAACUAUCCGUGAAGCCACUAAAUUCAGUUUCACUGUUUUUACUUUUGAUCAUCACUUUUCCAGUUUCUGCAGACUAACUUUAAGAAAUGUAAAAAACUAUGGUACCAAAUUGACAGAAUGCAAUUUAAUGGUUCAAAUAUACCAAAGUAUGAAGGGAAACGGUACAGCUGUGAAAAUGGAACCUAGGUAAACAGUCUCAAAUUGACACACGCCUAUAUUAACCACGAUGGCACCAAAGGCAAAAAGUUACUUAUGUAAUUACAUUUUAAGACUAAUGCUUUGAGGAAGUUGGAGUACUUUCAGACCUGCAGAUUUGUAGAAUGUCGCUAUAAUACUUGUUUUAGUAUAGUCGUUUUACUGACUCAAUUUACAGGAUGUGUAGCUGCUACAAUAAAACUGCAGAGUUUUUAUAAAUAAUUAGCUUUCAUAUGUGAGUUUGUAGAAAGUGUUGUGAUGCCAAUAAACUAAGUGAAAAAGA